AUGGCUUUAAAGAUUGGUACUAUCCUUCUAUUCUUCCUCUGUGGUGCAACUCUUUUGGGAGACAAUCUGAAAAUUGUUGAUGCUCAAAUAUGUCCCCAAUUUUGCUAUGAUGAUCGUUCAUACAUGACUUGUCCUUCUUCAGGAAAUCAACAUCUCACUCCAGUAUGCAACUGUUUUCUUGCAACAACUGGAUGUACAAUUUACAGAGACGACGAAACUCCUAUUUGUACUGCUGGUUGA
Messenger RNA from Lathyrus sativus (Indian pea), 240 nucleotides. The record is from the annotation of a GenBank genome assembly. NCBI's taxonomy places the organism in Eukaryota, Viridiplantae, Streptophyta, Magnoliopsida, Fabales, Fabaceae.